CAGAAAGUCGCAAAGCUUCGCCACUCUCAGGUUCACCAUGGCUGCAGCAGGUCCUACCUUCGCCAUCCUCGUUAGUCUAGCAUUUGCAGAAUGGACCUGGGCAGCUCAUCUGCGUGCAAACACUUGCGAAUACAAUGGCAAAAUCUACUGGGGAGGACAGACAAUCCAGUCUCUUCCCGGGAACUGUGCUGAAGUGAAAUGCAAAUGGUAUGCAGCUGGCCCACAGAUAGAACUUCUUCCUUUAAGUGGCUGCACUUGUACUCCAGCAAGAAAGAAGGAAGUUUUUGUGGAGCAAAUGUAUGGGUCUGUGCCUCGAGCCAUUGACGUGAGUCCUAUCUCUCCCGAGUCCAUGGUCGUGUUGAGGCAGUCGAGCAACCAGUGCCAGUUCAACGACAAAUUAGUUUGGGGCGGAGCCAUAGUCGCCAGAAUUGACGAAAACUGCGUCAGACUCGUCUGUGUGAAAGUUACGACUGGAGCGAGUUAUCUUGAACCCCGAACAGUAACAGGAUGCAAUUGCGCAACAGUAACGACAACUACAACAACAACAACAACCACGACAACUACCCAGCCAACCACCACUAGCUCAUCGUCUUCAACCACAGCAUCAACAACAACCCCAACAACAACAGCUUCAACCACAGCAUCAACAGCUUCAACCACAGCAUCAACAGCUUCAACAACAACAGGUUCAACCACAGCAUCAACAGCUUCAACAACAACAGCUUCAACCACAGCAUCAACAGCUUCAACCACAGCAUCAACAGCAACAACAACAUUAGCUUUAACAACAGCAUCAACAGAUUCAACCACAGCAUCAACAGCUUCAACCACAGCAUCAACAGCCCCCACAACAACAGCUCCAACCACAGCAUCAACAGCUCCAACCACAGCAUCAACAGCUUCAACACAAGCAAUACCAGCAUUCCACAUACAGCAUCAUCAGCUCCAACAACAGCUUCAACCCAUCACAUCAAUCAGCCCAAGCCACAGCAUCAACAGCUCCAACCACAGCAUCAACCACAGCAUCAACAGCUCCAACCACAGCAUCAACAGCUUCAACCACAGCAUCAACAGCUCCAACCACAAGCCAAUCAACAGCCCCACAACAAACAGCUUUCAACCACAGCAUAACCAAGCUCCAAACCACAGCAUUCAACCAAGCUUCAACCACAGCAUCAACAACAACCCCAACAACAAAGCUUCCAACACCACAAGCAUCAACCCAGCUCCAACCACAAGCAAUCAACAGCUUCAAACCAACAGCAUUCAACCAGCCUUCAACAACAAAAGGUUUCAAACCAAGCAUUCAACAGCUUUCCAACCCAACAAACAGCUUCAACGCCAGCAUCAACAGCCUUCCAACCAACAAGGCAUUCAACCAGCCCCACAAACAACAAGACUUUCAACCAACAGCAUCAACAGCUCCAACCACACACAACAGCCCCCCACAACAAACAGCUUCAAACCAACAGCAUCCAAACCAGCUCCAACCCACAGCAUCAACAGCUUCCAACCAACAAGCAUCACAAGCUUCAAAGCACAGCAUCAACAGCUCCAACCACAGCAUCAACAGCCCCAACCACAGCAUCAACAGUUCCAACCACAGCAUCAACAGCUCCAACCACAGCAUCAACAGCAUCAACGAUUCAACAAGCAUCAAACAGCUCCAACCACAGCAUCAACAGCUUCCAACCACAGCGUCAACGUAGCCCAACCACAGCUCACAGCUUCAACCACAGCAUCAACAGCUUCAACCACAGCAUCAACAGCUCAACAACAAGCUCAACAGCUUCCAACCACGCAUCAACAGCUUCCAAAACCACAGCAUCCAACAGCUCCAACAACAGCUUCAAACCACAAGCCAUCAACAGCUCCAACAAACAGCUUCAACCAACAGCAUCAACAGCUUCAACCACAAGCAUCAACAGCAACAACAACUAUUAGCUUUGUAACAACAGCAAUCACAGAAUUCAAACACAGCAUCAACACCCCCCAACAAAACAGCUCCAACCACAGCAUCAACAGCCCCAAUCACAGCAUCAACAGCUCCCAAAACACAGCAUCAAAACAGCUUCAACCCACAGCAUCACAGCCCCAACACAGGGCAUCAACAGCUCCAACCCACAGCAUCAACAGCCUUCAAAAAACAAGCUUUAACCACACGCAUCAACAGCUUCAACCACAGCAUCAACAGCUCCAACCACAGCAUCAACAGCUCCAACAACAACAGCUUCAACCACAGCAUCAACAGCACCAACAAAGCAUCAACAGCUCAACAAAACAAAGCAUUCAACCACUCAACCAACAGCAUCAACAGCAACCACGCAUCAACAAGCUUUCAACACAGCAUCAACAACGCACACAUCCAACACAACACAAAUCAAACAACGCUUCACACAGCAUCAACAGCAACCAGCAUCAACAGCCACCACAGCAUCAACAUCCUCAAACAGCUCAACACGCAACCAGCAUCAACAUUCAACCACAGCAGCAACCAGCUCAACACAAGCAUCAACAGCUCAACACACCAAGCAUCAACAGCUUUUCAACCAACAGCAUCAACAAGCUCAACACAUCUUCACCACAGCAUCAACACACAACCACACAGCUUCAACCACACGCCUCAACAGCGCAUCAACAGCUUCCAAGCUUCAACCACAGCUCAACGCUCAAACCACAAGCAUCAACAGCAACAACAACAACAGGCUCAACCACAGCAUCAACAACAGCCCCAACAACAUCAGCUUCAAUCACAACAUCAACAGCAACAACAACAACAGCUUCAACCACAGCAUCAACAACAGCUUCAACCACAGCUUCAACAACAGCCCCAACAACAACAGCUUCAACCACAGCAUCAGCAGUCCCAACAACAGUCACUACUCCGAGCACCAGCACAGCGGCUUGUCACACCGAUUCUACCACAAAACCGGAAACUACAUCUGAGAAGCCGACUACAACAGUCACAACAACGUCACCCACAACUGCUUCAACUACUACGUUGUCUUCAAUGAUGUCGACCACCACAGUCGAUUCUUGUCAUACCACUAAACCGACAAAUACAGCUUGA
Molecule: messenger RNA, 3070 nt
Organism: Macrobrachium nipponense
Lineage: Eukaryota; Metazoa; Arthropoda; Malacostraca; Decapoda; Palaemonidae
Product: mucin-2-like
Exons: 8
Coding region: 38-3070 (1010 amino acids)
Source: RefSeq, a predicted model, not a curated record